GGGGAAUAACAAGACACUUUUUUCACUCACAUUCAAAGUGUUAAACAGUAAAGACAAAACUGAAUAAAAUCAAAUCGAAAUUUUCCAAAAUCUGUGCGGACAAAACCUAAAGAUCAUGCCUUUGCGACGAAGCACCCGCAUUAGGAAUGAGCUUUCUGCCACCCAAGAUGAUACUAGUAGCGCCGUACAACGUCCUGCAACCGACCGCGUAAGGAAUCGGCGUGCUGCCACAGCCACCCGAAUUGCUACUAGUAGCGCCGUACAACGUCCUGCAACCCACCGUGCUGCCAGGGCUGCCACAGCCACCCGAAUUGCUACUCGUAGCGCAGUACAGCGUCCUGCAACCCACCGUGCUGCCAGGGCUGCCACCGCCACCCGAAAUGCUACUAGUAGCGCCGCACAACGUUCUGCAACCCACCGUGCUGCCAGGGCUGCCACCGCCACCCGAAAUGCUACUAGUAGCGCCGCACAACGUUCUGCAACCCACCGUGCUGCCAGGGCUGCCACCGCCCCCCGAUAUGCUACUCGUAGCGCAGUACAGCGUCCUGCAACCCACCGUGCUGCCAGGGCUGCCACCGCCACCCGAAAUGCUACUAGUAGCGCCGCACAACGUUCUGCAACCCACCGUGCUGCCAGGGCUGCCACCGCCACCCGAAAUGCUACUAGUAGCGCCGCACAACGACCUGCAACCCACCGUGCUGCCAGGGCUGCCACCGCCACCCGAAAUGCUACUAGUAGCGCCGCACAACGUUCUGCAACCCACCGUGCUGCCAGGGCUGCCACCGCCACCCGAAAUGCUACUAGUAGCGCCGCACCACGACCUGCAACCCACCGUGCUGCCAGGGCUGCCACCGCCACCCGAAAUGCUACCAGUAGCGCUGCACAAAGUCCUGCAACCCAUGCUGCUGUCAGUGCUGCUGUACAGCGUUUUCAUCUUCAAGCUCAAGAAAUGUAUUUUCGGAUGAACGCAAAUGACACUGAACUUCCACAGCGCCUACCCGUCUACAGGCCACAGAAUCUGGAGCGUUUUCCUCCGCCUCAGUCUCGGGGCGGUGGCGCCAAUGGACGCCUUAGUCGUGAGCUGAACGAAAUAAUGCUCAAUCCAACGGA
This is a messenger RNA of Drosophila subobscura, 1110 nucleotides long. Its product is annotated as protein diaphanous homolog 1-like. The record is from RefSeq and is a predicted model, not a curated record. The transcript is spliced from 2 exons. The coding region runs from base 381 to 965 and encodes 194 amino acids. Lineage: Eukaryota; Metazoa; Arthropoda; Insecta; Diptera; Drosophilidae.